Molecule: messenger RNA, 2313 nt
Organism: Dioscorea cayenensis subsp. rotundata (Guinea yam)
Lineage: Eukaryota; Viridiplantae; Streptophyta; Magnoliopsida; Dioscoreales; Dioscoreaceae
Product: protein FAR1-RELATED SEQUENCE 5-like
Exons: 1
Coding region: 1-2313 (770 amino acids)
Biological process (GO): regulation of DNA-templated transcription
Molecular function (GO): nucleic acid binding; zinc ion binding
Source: RefSeq, a predicted model, not a curated record
AUGGCCGAUACCACUGAUGGGAUAGAUUUGAAUGAGCUCGGGUUAAAUGGAGAACGUGGUGGUCUAACACAAGAGAAUGAUAGCCAACAACUUGAAAAUGAAUAUGAUUUGGUAACACAAGAUGUUCAAGAAUUGGCAAUGAGUCCAAAGUCUCAAGAUGGACAAGAAUUAGCAAAAAACCCAUUUGUUGGUAUGGAGUUUGAGGAUGAGGAGGAAGCAUUUCGAUAUUACUUGGAUUAUGCAAAGUCCAGAGGUUUUGGGGUAAGAAAGGGUCACGUGUAUCGUUCAUCUCGUUCUCAAUUAAUUACAUGUCGACACUUUGUUUGUGAUAAAGAAGGAGCCAAGUUGGUAGACAAAAGGCAACUGGGAAAAAUUGUUCAAAGGCGUAGAGAUACAAGGACAAAUUGCCAAGCUCGGAUGGUAGUGUCAAAAAUGAAGAAUGGGAUAUGGACAGUAAAGACCUUUGAAGAUGUUCAUAACCAUCAUUUACUAAGAACUCCCUCUAAGGUGAUGAAGAUGCGGUCUCACCGCCAUAUCAGUGUGACGUGUAGAAGUUUAAUGGAGACAUUGCAUAAGAGUAGAGUGGGACCAAGCCAAAUGUCUCGAAUAUUGAAUGAAACACUUUCAAAUACAGGGUCUGCAUCUAUUACCCCGAACGAUUGUUCAAAUCAUUUGAGGGGAGUUCGAAGCAACAAUAUUGGGCAAGAAUGCAUGGCUAUUGUUAAGUUUUUCAAGGAGAAAAAACUCAAUGAUGAUUUUUUCUUUUUUGAUAUGGAGCUUGAUGAGUUUGGUCAAACUAGAUGUGUCUUUUGGGCAGAUGGAAGAUCUAGAGUUGCAUAUUCAGAAUUUGGAGAUGUCGUCAUUUUUGAUACUACUUAUCAAACAAAUAGAUUUUGUUUCCCCUUUGCUCCUUUUGUUGGAGUCAACCAUCAUAAGCAGUCCAUUUUAUUUGGUUGUGCUCUCAUGGCAGAUGAAAAAGAAGAAAGUUUUUUAUGGAUAUUUCAAACAUGGCUGAAAUGCAUGCUAGGGAAACAUCCACAAACAAUUAUUACAGAUCAAGAUUUGGCUAUGGGGAAUGCUAUUGCACAUGUUUUUCCAAAUUCUGGUCAUCGGCUUUGCUCUUUGCACAUUGGGAGAAAUUCAAUGAAGUAUUUAACAGAUUUGAAGAGCAAAGAUGGCUUUAUGAGGGAUUACACUAACUGGUUGCAUCUUAGUGAAUCGAUUGAAGCAUUCGAGGAUAGAUGGGGUGAACUUAAGGCAACAUACAACAUUGAUGAUAAACAUUGGUUGAGUAGGAUGUAUGAAAUUCGGAGCAAAUGGGUUUCUCUAUAUUGGCAAGAUACAUUCACAGCAGGAAUGACCACUACACAACGUAGUGAAAGUAUCAACUCAUUUUUUGAUGGCUUUGUUAAUGCACAAACCCCACUGGAUGAGUUUGUUAUGCAGUAUGAUAAGGCUUUGUUAGCUCGAAGAAAUGUUGAAGAAAGUGAAGACUUCAAGACUUUGAAUUCUAUAGCUAACUUUUAUACGGGUCAUCCAAUUGAGAGACAUGCAGGAGAAGCAUAUACAAGAGCUGUGUUUGAUACUUUCCAGGCAGAAUUGCGAGAAAGUGAUAGCAUGCUUGCUGAACGGAUUCGAGAUGGGUCCGAUAAUGCUAAAUAUGCAAUUUGCAAUCAUGUUGUCGUAUUUGGAAAAAACUGUACUGAAGAUGGGGAACCCUACGCAACGUGCUCGUGUAAGAAGUUUGAGAGAGAGGGUGUGUUGUGUUGCCACAUAUUGAAAAUAUUUAAAAAAAAGGAGGUGCCGAAGAUUCCCAAAAAAUAUAUUCUACGUCGUUGGAGUAUGGAUGCAAGGUAUCAGUCAAGUGUUAUGAUGGUUGAGACCCACAACAAUGCCUUUACACCAUUGAUGAAGUGGAGUGCACAAAAUAUGUGUUUCCGUAUUGCACAGAGUAUAUCAUCUCUAGACAUGUAUGAGAAAAUUAUGCCUAAGCUAAAUGACAUAUUUGAAAUGGUUACUGAAAAGUCAAAUGCACCAGAGCAUUCAUUAAGCAACAAGCAAAAUGAGGAAAAUCAAGAGGUUAUUGGUUCAUGUUCUUUGCCUACCUUCUCAUGUGAUAAUGAUGUUUAUGGGUCACACGUUAGUAUUCUUGAUCCAAAACCUGUCAAGAGCAAAGGGCGGCCAAGAGUAAAUACAAGGAUUAAAUCCGGAAUCGACCUUCAAUUAUCAGCCAAGAGGAAAAGGACUUGUAGUAGAUGUGGGGAAAAGGGUCAUUACAUGACCACAUGCACAUCUGAAAAGGGUUAUUUGUGA